CCCAAGUUUAUUGAGUACAUUUCCAGAAACCAAACUCUUUCUAAUCUUAGGCACAUGUAACACAUCCCCAAGAAAAAGAAUCUUUCCGGAAGUAAAUUCCAACUCCAUGGUACCACGUCCUAGGAGUGGAGCAGUGGACUCAUUGCCCAUGUGGAGAACAAAACCGUCAUCCAUUGGUUUGUAAGUUUUGAACCAAUUCCGAUCCUUGCUUACAUGUAUGUGGGCUCCAGAAUCCACCCACCAAACAACGUCAUCAUCCUGUACAAAAUAUACUUCAUUAAUUAGUGAAACAUAAUUCAUACCCGAAUUUGGAUCAAAUUCGAAAUUAGAAUCAAAAGUAGGAAUUCGACCUUGUUUGCCUUGAUCAUUAUAUCCUUGCCCAACAUGACGAUUUUCUUUAUUUUUUAUUUUUUCCACGGGAAAAUCACGCUUGAAAUGCCCCGGUUUCCCGCAUGUCCAACAAAAAGGUUUAGCUUUCUUGUUUUUGAUGGCCUUAGAUGAGUUGUUGCAAUUGUCACGAGGAUGUUUCUUUCCCUUUUCCUAGGGAGAAGAUUCUCCAAUCUUCAUCAUGUGAACCGAUGAAUAUUCCUUUGGUUUCACAUCCUCUUGUACCCUGAGGUUCUCCUCUGUGCACAAGUGGUGGUAUCGAGUUGGGUUAAAUCCAGCUCUUCCUUCUUGUGCUUAAGCAUGUACUUAAAGCCAUUCCAAGAAGGUGAUUGUUUGUCGAUUAUGCUCAACACAACGAUUGUCUCCUCCAUGUUCAGGUUAUGCUGACUAUACUGACCAUAGAUCCGGAGCAAUUCAUUAUAUUGCUCCAUCACCGGGCGAGAACCUCUUAUAUUGUAAGUAUUGAAAAUACUCACAAGAAACUUCUUGCUAGAUGCAUCAUCGGCCAUAUACUUGGCUUCUAAUGCAUCCCAAAGAUUCAAGACAUUAUUUUACAUUCCGUAAACAUGGAUAUGGAGUACUAAUUAUUUACCGCCGCUUACUUUCCUUAUCUCCGACUCGUUCAUCAUCCAAUUUACCAUAGGAAGGACAUAAGGUUCCUUGUAGGGAGAAGUACGAGCCAUCGUAUGAGAAAUAUUCAUUACGAUUGUUGGAACUUUUUUGUACGAUGGUGUACGGACGAUAGCCCAAAACAGGGUGACUAGGAUUAUGAUAGAGUCGUCAACUACUUUAACUUUCCGUAAAGAAUAUUUCCACCCUCUACAAAGCCUUGGGUUACAGGAAAUUUAUUCGUAGGAUAAAACUAUCACCACUUUAGGUUCUAGAUUUAAGAACACUGAAGCACACUUAGAAGUUUUUGAGGAAGAAAAAGAAGAAUCAAGGGGUUUGCUUGCGAGCUGGCUCUCAUCGACGAUCCUGUUAGCGAUAUGGAUCUUGUCAUACACACCCUUCACGGCAUCGACUCUGACUUCAAGGAGAUUGCUGCUGCCAUCCGUGCUCGUGACAAUCCACCUACUUUCGACGAGCUCUAUGACAAACUGGUCAGCUAUGAUGAUUAUCUGCAACGCACCGCCACUCUAUCUCAUUCGCCCCUUGCUCACUCAACAGCUCGACAGCCCCGCGGCAGUCCUGGUGGCCGUCAAUCUCCUCUCUCCAACCCUCAUCCAGCUUCUGUUCUUGGGCCCCAACCCACGGCCUCACGUUCGAUGCCAUAAUCUCAUGUGUCUCCUUUUAAUCGGCCGGUGUGUCAAUAUUGUCAGCGUGUUGGUCAUACAGCGAGGACAUGCUACCGCAUACAUCUAGAGUUGCGUCCCAGUCAGCCACAAGUCCAUGCAACAACCAGCACUACCUCCUGGCUCCUUGACUCGGCUGCUUUUCAUCACAUCACCGACGACCUCGCCAACCUAGCUCUCGCUGAGAAAUAAAAUGGCCCUAACACCAUCGCCAUUGGUAACGGAUCAGGUUUGCCUAUAUCGCACACUAGCUCUAUGUCCCUUUCUUUCCAUAAGCGUACCUUUGCCCUUGAUAAUGUCCUUUGCUCCCCAUCCAUAUCCCAAAACCUCAUAUCUUUCUCCCAAUUUUGUGCCUCUAACCAAGCUUAUGUUGAAUUCUUUCCUACCUCUUUUGUUGUCAAAUCGCAGCUGUGCGGGACUCCUCUUCUUCGGUAACGCAUUAGAAAUGGUGUCUAUGAAUUUCCUGCUUUCCUGCUACAUCAAGCAUCCAUACCGGUCACAUACUGGACCUAUGCGUUCCGCGAUGCUAUCUAGCUCAUCAAUAAACUCCCCACUCCUCUCCUGUCCCAUAAAUCCCCUCAUUCGAAGUUAUUCCACUCUGCCCCCAACUAUAACAAACUCUAGGUGUUCGC
Linum trigynum is the source of this 2311-nucleotide messenger RNA. The record is from the annotation of a GenBank genome assembly. NCBI's taxonomy places the organism in Eukaryota, Viridiplantae, Streptophyta, Magnoliopsida, Malpighiales, Linaceae.